Molecule: messenger RNA, 1286 nt
Organism: Coregonus clupeaformis (lake whitefish)
Lineage: Eukaryota; Metazoa; Chordata; Actinopteri; Salmoniformes; Salmonidae
Product: regulator of G-protein signaling 20-like
Exons: 3
Coding region: 476-1156 (226 amino acids)
Source: RefSeq, a predicted model, not a curated record
CGCAACAAAAAGUGGAAAAAGUAAAGAGGUCUGAAUGCUUUCCGAAUGCACUGUUUAAUAUACUCUGCACAGGACACAAAUAGAGGCAUAAAAACGGAGCAUCUGCCAGCUACACACAGUCUCUGUGGACAAAACCCACAGGGACAUUUAUGUUUUGGAGUUAUAGAUGUAUACAUAAGCAAGGAUUAUGCCUCUUCUUCUGACUGCUCUCUUAGGACAGCACUACCUGUUAUGUGCAGAAUAAGAGCAUGGAAAUUCACACCUCAGGGAGUGGGAAUAGUCCCUGUCUUCACAUCAACCUCAGUUAAGUUGUGCUAAUUGUCGCAGAGCUACAGUGUGUGGCCAGGGAGCACAGAUGUGGUGGAUUCUCACCUGCCUUUUAAUUAGGCUACAGGUGACUGCUAGACCAGGUGUUUAAAUUAACUACAGCACAUCUCUAAGGACUGGAUGACAGUAGUGUUUACGCAAGACCUCCAUGCAGAGCUCACGCAUCCGGGACAUGUGCACCUGCCACCACUGUUGUUCACAGUUUGGAACAAUCAACAUGAUUUCUAUCUGCUACCCACCACACCAAUUGACAAUAGCUGAAAACCCUACAUUGUACAUACAGUACAUUUUCUAUUUUGUUUUUUCACUGUUUUUCAGUCUGACUGUUAUGAAGGAGGAUGAGAGGAUUCAAAGAAGCAUCUAUGAGAGGAUAGAGGGAAUCGCAAACUGUGAUGACAGCCCCAAGCCUACUCUGGAGGAUGCGACAACGUGGACCAUGUCGUUUGAGAGGCUGAUGAAGAGCCCUGCAGGGCGGGGCUGCUUCCAACAGUUCCUGAGGACAGAGUUUAGUGAAGAGAACAUUAGGUUCUGGUUGGCCUGCGAGGACCUCAAGAAGGAGACCAACAAAACGGUGGUGCAGGAGAAGGUACGACAGAUCUAUGAGGACUUCAUCUCCAUCCUCUCCCCUAAAGAGGUGAGUUUGGACUCACGUGUUCGAGACGUGAUCAACAAGAACAUGCUGGAGCCCACGUCCCACACGUUUGAGGACGCCCAGCAGCAGAUCUACACGCUGAUGCAGAGAGACUCAUACCCACGCUACAUGAACUCUACAGCGUAUGCAGAUCUGCUGCAGAACCUGGAAGAACCACCUCCUGCCACAGAGCCAUAGACUCUCACUCUCCAUCAAUCACUCUACACAUUGCUUUUAGAUGACACUUGUGUAUCUUAUCCAAAGGAAUUUUAGGUCCAGCUUUCAGUUACAGUUCACAUGUUGAUUGAUUAACAGGUCAAUAGGCUCC